AUGCAAUUAGUACUAUUGUGUCUAGUGAUGCUUAUGCUCACUCCAGCCUUUGCAACCACCCCGAAUGAUGCCUAUGGUGGUGAUCCUGGUUGUCCAUUAGGGAGUGGCAUAUACCGCCACACUUGCCAAGAGGCUAAGGCUAUUAUCUUCUAUUGGGUGGAGCAGGCAGUGUCUGAAGACUCGAGAAUGGGUUGUGAUGCUUCAGUCUUGAUGGAUGACACACAGGACUUUGUUGGUGAGAAAACUGUCGGUCCAAAUUUGAAUUCUUUCAGAGGAUUUGAAGUGAUCGCAAAAUCAAAUCUGAGCUGGAACUACUCUAUCCACAGACUGUCUCUUGUGCUGACAUACUGGCAACUGCUGCAAGAGAUUCAGUUCUUCUGUCGAAUUACUAUGUCACAGUCAGGAGGUCCAACUUGGGAGGUGCAAAUGGGAAGGAAAGAUAACAUUACUGCUAGUAAGGAUGCAGCAAAUAAUAACAUCCCAAGUCCAAACUCCAUUGUUGAUGUGCUGGUAACCAAGUUCGAGAAUUUAGGCCUUACACUUAAAGACAUGGUUGCCCUUUCAGGGUCAGAUAAUGGUAACAUAGUUGCACAUCUUGACUUGGCUACACCUGCUACCUUUGAUAACCAAUACUUCGUUAAUCUUCUCUCUGGGGAGGGAUUGCUCCCAUCAGACCAGACUCUUGUGAAUGGAAAUGAUCAGACACGACAAAUUGUGGAAAACUAUGUAGAGAACCCAUUAGCUUUCUUUGAAGACUUCAAGCAUUCAAUGUUGAAAAUGGGAAACUUGGGAUCACCAAGUAAUGGCCAGAUUCGUAGGGACUGCCGAACUGUUAACUAG
Molecule: messenger RNA, 840 nt
Organism: Vigna radiata var. radiata (mung bean)
Lineage: Eukaryota; Viridiplantae; Streptophyta; Magnoliopsida; Fabales; Fabaceae
Product: peroxidase 40-like
Exons: 4
Coding region: 1-840 (279 amino acids)
Biological process (GO): response to oxidative stress
Molecular function (GO): peroxidase activity; heme binding
Source: RefSeq, a predicted model, not a curated record